Messenger RNA from Dicrocoelium dendriticum, 963 nucleotides. The record is from the annotation of a GenBank genome assembly. NCBI's taxonomy places the organism in Eukaryota, Metazoa, Platyhelminthes, Trematoda, Plagiorchiida, Dicrocoeliidae.
AUGGACGGAUCGUCGGUUAAUUUGCCUACACAACGCAGAGUUUUGAACCCCCGUAACACUAAUCCGAAUCUGUCAGGUAUCACGAGCCCUAUCUUUGAUUCUCUUGAUCAAAGGGCAAUAUUAUGGAGCUGUGCACCGAAAGAUGUAAAUAUUUUUCAUUGCAAUGUUGGCGAUUGCCAUGCCGCAGGCCAGCUUCCUAUCACAUUCUUUCGCCAGAUUAUGGCUGGUUUGUGCCUUCCAUGUUUGUUGGAUGACAUUACCUUCCCUACGGACGUGAAACGUCGGGUAAAACUCAUCCGCAAUUCCUGUCACGGGCACAGUGUGGGGUCGUACAGUGACAUUUUGGGUAUCAGAACACUUCGCGAAGCCGUUGCUGAUUUUAUCGAGCAAAGGGAUGAAUUUCCUUCCAAUAUCGACGACAUCUUUCUCACUUGCGGUGCUACUGAAGCCAUCAGAUAUCUACUAUGCUUGCUCUCAACCGGUCUGGAUGGUGCCAAGCGUGCUGGAAUUAUGCUGCCUAUUCCGCAAUUCCCUUUUUAUUCGGCAACAAUCACAGAGUUUAAUCUCUACCAAAUCGGCUACUAUCUCGAUGAAACUCGUAACUGGGAUUUGAAUCCGGAAGAGCUUACAAGAGCACUGACAGAGGCACGGGACAGAUGCAUCCCUCGUGCAAUUGUUGUGAUUAAUCCGGGCAAUCCGACUGGACAGGUCUUGUCCCGAGAGAGUAUGGAGCAGGUGAUCCGUUUCGCUGUUCAACACGGCUUGGUUUUGUUAGCUGAUGAGGUGUACCAGUUCAAUGUCCACUAUCCGGAGUUUUAUCCUUGGAUAAGUUUUAAACGCGUUCUUCACGAGAUGGGCGCCGGCUUCGCUGAUCGGCUAGAAAUGGCCUCUUUCAUGUCUUGCAGUAAAGGAUACGUGGGGGAGUAUGUUUCACUAUCCCCUAUCCAUUCGUCCGCACUGUGA